Molecule: messenger RNA, 339 nt
Organism: Helobdella robusta
Lineage: Eukaryota; Metazoa; Annelida; Clitellata; Rhynchobdellida; Glossiphoniidae
Exons: 2
Coding region: 1-339 (112 amino acids)
Source: RefSeq, a predicted model, not a curated record
AUGAAAAAGAAAAAAUAUGGGAACGCCCUCCCCUCGAUGGAAUUCUUGCCAAUAUGUAUCGAAGUUCUCGGCCCGAUGGACCCCAACACCCUUAAAAUUCUUAAGGCAAUAUGUAAAAUGAUCAGCGUCAGAUCAGGCGACAGCAGGGAACUGUUUUUCGCAACUAACCACAUUUCGUGCUUGUUGCAGCGGUUCCUGCGUGUCUAUGUGCUUGAAAAUAUCAAACUGAAUGCCGACAUAGAGAAAGAAAAAAAUAGAGAGGAGAGAAAAAUGAAGAAAGAGCGAGAGACAGAAUCAAAAAUUUCUGAAAUGAGAUAUGAAGAUGAGUACAGUGGAUAG